Messenger RNA from Annulohypoxylon maeteangense, 2360 nucleotides. RefSeq names its product pyruvate decarboxylase. Gene Ontology annotation, molecular function: carboxy-lyase activity; magnesium ion binding; thiamine pyrophosphate binding. The record is from RefSeq and is a predicted model, not a curated record. The transcript has a single exon. NCBI's taxonomy places the organism in Eukaryota, Fungi, Ascomycota, Sordariomycetes, Xylariales, Hypoxylaceae. Bases 300 to 2036 code for a protein of 578 amino acids.
CGUAUCCCACGUGUUGGGGUGCGAAGCCGGCGACUACAGAGAUAUAUUUAUUAGCUGAACCUACUCCCCCAUUAGACACUUCUUUGUCUAGCGUUCUAUUCUACUUAUCUAGUAGUCAAUCAGACUUCAAUCAACGUCAUUCACCACAAUCUAGUGUUGUGUAACCAAGCUUUGAGUUUUGGAAGCCGCCACUUACACUAUCAAUAGAUUCGUUCUAUCUACCUGAAUCUAAUUAUCCCUCACUUUAUACGAUAGAUAUCUCCACAUCUCCUCACCUUACUAAACCUCAGAAAUCCACAAUGCCCACUACUGUGGAUAUCCGGACGAAAAAUCUCAAAAAGCCGGUCGACGUAGCCGAGUAUCUCUUUACGAGGCUCCGCCAGAUUGGUAUUCGCUCUGUCCACGGUCUUCCCGGCGAUUUUAACCUUGUCGCUCUCGAUUACUUACCCAAGGCCGGCUUAAAAUGGGUCGGAAACUGUAAUGAGCUGAAUGCCGCUUAUGCCGCAGAUGGCUAUGCCCGGGUGAACGGUAUCGGCGCUAUCAUCACCACUUUUGGUGUAGGCGAGUUAUCCGCCAUCAACGGUCUUGCGGGAGCCUACAGUGAGCACGUCCCCAUCGUGCACAUUGUGGGCUGCCCAUCUACCAUUUCUCAGCGCAGCGGCUUGUUAUUGCAUCACACCCUAGGAAAUGGCGAUUUCAAUGCUUUCGCCAACAUGAGUGCCGGUAUCUCGUGUGCCGUCGUCAAGCUCAACGAUCCGGCCGAAAUCGCAACUCAAAUCGACCACGUUCUGCGCGAGUGUUAUUCCAAGAGCAGGCCUGUUUACAUCAUGUUCCCCACCGAUAUGGUUGAGAAGAAGAUCGAAGGAGAACGCCUCGAGACCGAGAUUGACCUUAACGAACCCUGUAACCAUGUCGACCGGGAGGAUUACGUGGUUGAUGUAGUGCUUAAGUACCUACACGCCGCGAAGCGACCUGUCGUUCUCGUCGACGCUUGUGCUAUCCGACAUCGUGUGUUACCAGAGGUACACGAUUUGAUCGAAAAGACUCAAUUACCUGUCUUCGUCACGCCCAUGGGCAAGGGUGCGAUCAACGAGACACAUCCCAGCUUCGGCGGUGUGUACGCUGGCACUGCUUCUAGUCCUGCCGUCAAGGAUAUGGUAGAAGGGUCAGAUCUAGUUAUUUCCAUCGGUUCCAUGAAGAGCGAUUUCAACACAGCUGGUUUCUCUUACCGACUCUCUCAACUUCAGUCAAUCGACCUUCACAGCGAUCACUGUAUCGUGAGAUACUCAGAAUACCCCGGCAUCCGCAUGAAGGGCGUGCUACGUAAGGUCGUCGAUAGACUCGACCUGUCGCAAAUCAAAGUCCUACCCCCACCCAAAUUCAUAGAGCCCGAGACACAGACAGACGCCGCAGCCGUCAUCACCCAAGAAUGGCUCUGGGGACGUGUGGACCGAUUCCUCCGCCCCAACGAUAUUGUAGUGACCGAGACCGGCACAGCUAACUUCGGCAUCUGGGAAACCCGGUUCCCGGCCGGCGUCACGGCGCUGAACCAGACACUGUGGGGUAGCAUCGGAUGGGCUGUCGGCGCAUGCCAAGGCGCCGCACUAGCUGCCCAAGACGAAAGCGGCGUAGAGAAUGCACGACGGACAAUAUUAUUCGAGGGUGAUGGUAGUUUCCAAUUGACAGCCCAGGAAGUCAGCACUAUGAUCCGACACAAGCUGGACGUUAUUCUAUUCGUCAUCUGCAACGACGGGUACACAAUCGAGCGGUACAUCCACGGCAUGAACGAGGAAUACAACGACGUCGCCACCUGGCGGUACAAGGACGUUCCUGCCGCGUUCGGUGCCACGGAGGAGACGGCCAAGUCGUACGUCGUCAAGACGCGCGGGGAGCUCGAGGCCCUACUUACCGAGAAAGACUUCAACGAACGCAAGGGCUUGAGGUUCGUGGAGCUAUACAUGCCCCGCGAGGAUGCGCCCAAGAGCUUAAUGUUGACGGCCGAGGCGAGCGCUAAGAGGAAUGCUAUGACGGAGUAAUUGUGGGGAAGCGAAGGGAAAAGGGGUACACAAAUAGGGGACGGCACGUGAUGAGAUAUGAUAAUAUAUGCAUUGAAAUGGGCUGGGUUACUGGUGUUAGAGGGAUAUAAGUAGGGAUUUGUAUUUGAUAUAGACCGGAAGAAAUAGAAUUCCAAGGUUGUGUUACUCUACCCCUUUUUUGUGCGCGACCACUGAGAAGUUGUCUAACAUCUAUGAGGCUUGACUGAAAAUGAAUACUCAUAUGAUCUUGAAAUAAACAGAGUUGGCGAAGACUUUUCUAACACAAAUUCCAAGGUUUAUAUCCAAUGAAAACAACUGUUGUCG